Castor canadensis (American beaver) is the source of this 1781-nucleotide messenger RNA. It is a transcript of the gene F8a1, whose product is annotated as coagulation factor VIII associated 1. Gene Ontology annotation, biological process: vesicle cytoskeletal trafficking. Gene Ontology annotation, molecular function: protein binding. The record is from RefSeq and is a predicted model, not a curated record. NCBI's taxonomy places the organism in Eukaryota, Metazoa, Chordata, Mammalia, Rodentia, Castoridae. Gene Ontology annotation, cellular component: early endosome.
GGCCGCCCGGAGCGGCGCGCGCUCCGGCGGGCUGUGCUAGACGCGGGGCACGUCGCGGCCAGAUCCGUCGGCUGCGUCAGCACGUCCGGAAGUGCGGGAGCGGCCGACAUGGCGGCGUCCGCGUCCGGCUUGGGCGGCGGCGGCGGCGCCGGCGGCUUGGGCGGCGGGGGCCCCGGGCCCGAGGCCGGGGACUUCCUGGCCCGGUACCGGUUGGUGUCGAACAAGCUCAAGAAGCGGUUCCUGCGGAAACCGAACGUGGCGGAGGCCGGCGAGCAGUUCGGGCAGCUGGGCCGCGAGCUCCGUGCCCAGGAGUGCCUCCCUUACGCGGCGUGGUGCCAGCUGGCCGUGGCGCGCUGCCAGCAGGCGCUCUUCCACGGGCCCGGGGAGGCGCUGGCCCUCACCGAGGCCGCGCGCCUCUUUCUGCGGCAGGAGUGCGACACUCGCCAGCGCUUGGUCUGCCCCGCCGCCUACGGCGAGCCCCUGCAGGCGGCCGCCAGCGCCCUGAGCGCCGCCGUGCGCCUGCACCUCGAGCUGGGCCAGCCGGCCGCCGCCGCCGCCCUGUGCCUGGAGCUGGCCGCCGCCCUGCGCGAUCUGGGCCAGCCGGCCGCCGCCGCCGGCCACUUCCAGCGCGCCGCGCAGCUGCACCUGCCCCUGCUGCCCCUGGCCGCGCUGCAGGCGCUCGGCGACGCCGCCUCCUGCCAGCUACUGGCGCGCGACUACAACGGCGCCCUGGCGGUCUUCACGCGCAUGCAGCUGGCGCGCGACCACGGCAGCCACCCAGUGCCGCCGCAGCCGCCCCCGCCCCCGCCGCCCCGCGCCCCGCGGCCCGGGCCCCAGCACGCACCCGGCGCGGCCUCCACCCUGCCCGCUGCACCGCCCGCUGCCAACACCGGCUCUGCCGCGCCCUCUCCUGCAACGCUGGGCGCCUUCUCAGACGUGCUGGCCCGGUGCGAGGUGUCCCGCGUGCUGCUGCUGCUGCUCCUGCAGCCGCCGCCCGCCAAGCUGCUGCCCGAGCACGCCCAGACCCUGGAGCGGUACUCCUGGGAGGCUUUUGACGGCCACGGGCAAGAGGGCAGCGGCCAGCUUCCCGAGGAGUUGUUUCUGCUACUGCAGUCCUUGGUCAUGGCUACCCACGAAAAGGACACGGAAGCCGUCAAGUCCCUGCAGGUGGAGAUGUGGCCACUGUUGACUGCUGAGCAGAACCACCUCCUUCACCUCGUUCUGCAGGAAACCAUCUCCCCCUCGGGAUACGGGGUCUGAUAAAUCACAGUGACCAGACAAACUUUUUGCCUGGUACCCAACCGCACACAUCCAUCCACCUUUGCCUUUGGGGAGAAAUAAAAGGUCAGGUGAUCCUGGUUCUGCAUCCUCUGUUGCUCCCGUUUUCACCAUGGUGUUUGUCUUUCUGUGUCUACCUAAUUUCACUUAGCCUGAUGCCAUCCACGUGCAUCCAUGUUUCCGCAAAUGACAAGGCAUCAUUCUUUCUGUUGCUGGAUGGUGUUCUAGUGUAUAUAUUUGAUACGCAGUUUCUUUAUUCAUUCAUCUGUCGAUGGAUACUUAGAUUGGUUGUGUUGCUUGGAUGUUGCAAAUAGUGCUGCAGUGUACAUGGGAGAACAGAUAAUCUCUUUUGACAUACCGAUUCUCCUUUCAACGUAUGUAUACCCGGUGGUGGUUUACAUUAGCAACAAUCGUUUAGAAAAGAGAUGAAAUGAAAUAGUUGUGCCUCCAGCAGUUUGGGAAUACGAGAAUUUGGUCACACUCCCGCUUGAAACCUAAAACAU